Messenger RNA from Lithohypha guttulata, 1593 nucleotides. RefSeq names its product Increased rDNA silencing protein (gene IRS4). Lineage: Eukaryota; Fungi; Ascomycota; Eurotiomycetes; Chaetothyriales; Trichomeriaceae. Gene Ontology annotation, molecular function: protein binding. Bases 1 to 1593 code for a protein of 530 amino acids. The record is from RefSeq and is a predicted model, not a curated record. The transcript has a single exon.
AUGCACCACUAUUAUUCCCGGAAGCCUGCCCCGGCUGCUAAACCUUCACACCUAGUGUCCAAUGCAGCAAAUACACCUUCACAGAACCUGGCGGCUCUUCGAGGCGCGACAAGUGCUUUUGCUUCACAGCCCAAGCCCAAGCUGCCAGAUGUAAGCAACUUGCGGAAGCAGUAUGAAACCAAUCUCAAGAACGAAGACACAAGAGGAAGACCAGCUGAAGAAUGCGUCGAUGAUGUACAAACAAAUUUCUUGCAGCGAUCUCCAUCACGGGGUCGUCAUCUAAGUCCGCAGGAUGCUAUGCUCGCAGGUGCUCGCUCUGCUGCUGCCAAUCGGAGCCUUCCAGUUGCUGCUCAACGAGACCAAACCUCUUCUCUAACUGCUGCUCGUCUGGCUUCAGCAAGCUCCAGUCCUGUUAGAAAUGGGACUGGUAGCACCCCGAGGGUCGAAGAGUCUGGGUCUCUCCCUAGGGACGUUUUGCGAAAAGAAAGAACAGGAUCCAGUGAAGACAAUACCAGAUCGAAGCCAUCAAUCGCUUCAGAAUCCUACAAUCCACAGCCCAAUAGACAACUACCGACUAAAACCAUAGAUCUUGAUUUCAACAGAUUGCCAACACUGUCACUCGAACAUGCAGAUCUGGCUGUCGCAGCAAAUGCCAUCGAUGAGCCAGCUAAACGGCCGACUACCGCGAAGAUGACACGGCCUGUAGCUAUGCCACAUCCCAAAAGUAGCUCAUACAACGCAGACAAUUUACACGCUGUAGGCCUAUCACUUUCUAAGUCUCUAGAGUCUCGGUCAGCGCAGCCAAAACCUCCUAUCCCAGCACCACGCACAGGUCGACCUCCAGUAAGAAGUCUUCUUCAGGAGGACCUGACAGGCUCGCGGCAGUUACAGGGCUUAUCCAGGGAAGAUGCAAUCAAUCGUAUGGCAGAUGCUAUGGUUGCUUCUUCUCUUGCUUCUACCAGAACAUCAUCGCCCACCAAAGUUUACGAUCAUGCUUUACUUCGCAGGUCAGUCUCUGCUAAUAGCUUGUAUAAAUUGCCUGCUUCAUCUGUGAAGGGUCCUACCGUGCAUGUGUCACAGAAGCCGUUGAAGCAGACACUGAGGAAGGCCUCCCCUGACGAUGAUGAAGCCGUUGAAGUCACAAAGCGUGGACGCCGACAUCUCGUUCGCAAGCACCCCAAUAAGCAUCGCGAAGGAGACCGCAAAAGAUGGCGAGACAAGGUAACAGAAGCAGAAAGAAAGCGGUAUGAAGGAGUGUUCGCAGCCAACAGAGGCAUCCUUCUGAAGGCUACCGAUCCACGAGCAUCUCCAAGCAGGCUCGUGGAUCCCAAGUCGGAAAGCAAUCAGGUGGUUAACGUGGUUGUGAGAGACAUCUGGGAACGUAGUCGAUUGUCAGCUCAAGUCCUUGAGGAGAUUUACGACCUAGUUGCUCCGAACGAACCCUUGGUCCUUCAUCGUCAGCAAUUUGUUGUCGGAUUAUGGCUGAUCGAUCAGAAGUUGAAAGGUAGGAAGCUACCUAUUAAAGUUAGCGAGAGCGUUUGGGCAAGUGUACGGCAUUCGCAAGGUAUCAAAAUUGGCGGUCACGUGCAUUGA